This is a messenger RNA of Grosmannia clavigera kw1407, 414 nucleotides long. RefSeq names its product mitochondrial ribosomal protein. Gene Ontology annotation, cellular component: mitochondrial large ribosomal subunit. The record is from RefSeq and is a predicted model, not a curated record. NCBI's taxonomy places the organism in Eukaryota, Fungi, Ascomycota, Sordariomycetes, Ophiostomatales, Ophiostomataceae. Bases 1 to 414 code for a protein of 137 amino acids. Gene Ontology annotation, molecular function: structural constituent of ribosome. Gene Ontology annotation, biological process: mitochondrial translation. The transcript has 3 exons.
AUGACGAUACGAGCACUGUCACAGGUCUCCGUCGCCCGAAAUGGCGUCGGUGCCUUCAUCCUGCAGUGCAAGAAACUCGAUUUCCACUACUGUGACUGGGCCGGCAGUUCCCGCGGCAUGAACUCGUUCAUCAAGACCAAGCUCUCCAAGUUCGCAGCACAGAAUCCUGAAGUCGAGUUCACUGUGUCGCCUCGGCCGUCGCGGCACCCCGUCAUCGUCGGCCACUACAUCAACGGCAAGGAGCGGGCGAUCUGCGUGCGUAACAUGGACCCCAACCAGAUUCUCAAAAAGGCCGAGCUGCUGCGAGACGCAACGGGCGAGGUGAACAAGAAGUUCAGCAAGCCGGUGACCAGCACCAACCAGAGUGUGCGUGGCGUGUGGAGUCCAUACCACGGCUUCGGCAUGCAGGUGUGA